Molecule: messenger RNA, 420 nt
Organism: Kwoniella botswanensis
Lineage: Eukaryota; Fungi; Basidiomycota; Tremellomycetes; Tremellales; Cryptococcaceae
Exons: 2
Coding region: 1-420 (139 amino acids)
Source: RefSeq, a predicted model, not a curated record
AUGUCUAACCCACUAGACGCACCCGAAUCAGCCUCACCCCAAUCAUCUACUCCAGUCCCAGAGACUACCGAUACAACCUCGCCUAACAAGCACCAGCAGCCUCUUGCCAUCGAAGAUGCUCCUCACGAGGAAGUUGCAGCUCAAAAGGACGAAGAGGAAAUACAAUCCUUAGAUUUGGGAGAAGGAAAUGUAAUCAAGUUGGAUAAAUUAGGUCCCAUGAUCAUUAAUUCAGAUGGGACAUUAUCACGUAUACAGAAUUGGCAAGAGCUCCAUCCUAUAGAACAGGAACGCACAGUCAGGUUGUUGGUAAAAAAGAGGAAUCUGGUCAGAUUGCAGAAACUCGAUGCUGAGAAUAAAGCUGAAGGAGCAGAGGAGGAGGAAGAUAAGUUGACUGCGUUGAAAGAAGGAGGGAAGGAAUGA